Molecule: messenger RNA, 1191 nt
Organism: Notolabrus celidotus (New Zealand spotty)
Lineage: Eukaryota; Metazoa; Chordata; Actinopteri; Labriformes; Labridae
Exons: 8
Coding region: 334-1191 (285 amino acids)
Source: RefSeq, a predicted model, not a curated record
CUUUCUGUUGCGCACGUAUCGAGGCCGCCUGCUCCGCGUCGUCAGGAGUGACGAGGAGGUUAGGGAGAUAUUGACCCGUUAUCAUGACAACAAUAGCCACGCUGGUCGGGCCCGGGCGGUUAAAGAGAUCAUGAUGAUGUACUACUGGGUCGGAGUGACGGAGUCAGUGAAGGACUGGGUCAGAGAUUGUGCUGUUUGUCAGAGCAAUAUUCCAGCCAAACCACCCGACCCGCCCGUCCAGUUCUGCCUGGCGUACGGCUGCGACUCCUCCAGCUACGUUUACCCGGAGCUCACAUUUCACAGGUUUCCAAAGGAGGUGGAACGGCGACGAAGAUGGCUAGCGGUGCGCAGAGGGAUGAAGGUUCACUUCGUUCAAGGUCCAAUCUCUGCUCGAGACACUUUGAGUCAACCUGCUUCACCCUGAACGAGGAGGGUCAGAUGACUCUAUUACCGGACGCCAUACCCACCAUCAUCCCUGUGACGAUGCAGGACCAAGAGGGUCUCAUCACUUCAGACGAAGACUUCCUUCAUUCAAACAGCCUGGAAGAGAUCCUCUCUACAGCUGCUGCUGCUGCUGCUUCACAAGGCACAGAAACCUCUGACCUGGCCUUUGAUCAAUCUGAAACACACAUGCAGCUGCAGGAACAUCAGUACUCCCUCCCGCCUCCUGAUCAGGACCCCACAGCAAUCCAGCCUGUGAAGGUGUUCAAGAAAAGACAGCUCAUCAUCGAGUCGUGCUUUGCGACUUACAACCAGAUUGCCAGAUAUCUGAGCCACAGGGUCUUACCAAUGCAGAACAAGAUAACAAGAGGCUCUUUGAAAAGGAUGGCCAAGCGCUUUGGUCUAAUAGAUGGAGUUCUGAUGUUUACACGAGUCUCUCCUCCCCUCAGAGUGCCGCGCAGCAGAGAAGAGGUGAACUCGAUCCUGCAGCAGUUCCAUGACAACCAGGGUCACUACGGCCAGGGAAUCUGCCAGAAAGAGAUCGCAAAGCACUUCUACUGGGCCACCAUGACCCGGGACCUGGCCCGCUGGAUCUCCAGCUGCAACACCUGUGUCAACAGGACCAAGAGGAAGCUGUUCCGCUGCAGCGUCCAAAACUGCACCAACUGCUGCGGGCCGGUGGAGAGGGGCCUGGGCCUCACCUUCCAUAAGUUUCCUCUUCACAACAUCCCCUGCUGCAUCAGUGGUUAA